This is a messenger RNA of Klebsormidium nitens, 4405 nucleotides long. The record is from the annotation of a GenBank genome assembly. Lineage: Eukaryota; Viridiplantae; Streptophyta; Klebsormidiophyceae; Klebsormidiales; Klebsormidiaceae.
CUUCGAAGUUCGAGGGGUAUCAAUGUGCGCGCGCUCCUCCAGGUGUCACCAGCCGCAGGAAGAUAUGGUGGCGGCGGCUGUGGCUGGCAGGCGGCUCCGAGUCCAAGUUCCUCAACUCUGGCGCCAUUAUGCAGGGGGUUGGUGCUCCUUGAGCGCAGAUUGGUGGGACAUUUGAAUCCUUGGUGGGGCAGGUCGGACGGAAGCAGGGGAUGCAGGAUUGUAGGAACAGGGAACUGCAUCUGGUUCCUGAAUGCAUGGAUUUGAAAGGCAUUGGCGGCAUCAGAUGCUCUCACAUGAAGCAUUGAAGGUUCUCACAAUUCUGAAACUUUGGGGCCGAGUCUCCUUCCUUUUUGUCUUUGGUCGAGUAGACUCGAGCAGCAGUCUCCUUCUUGUUGUCUGAAGACUGCCUUCCUCUGUCAGGGAAGUGCAGAGUCCUGUCCUGCGCGAAUGUUUGUGGAGAGGCGCCACAGUAGGAUUAGUGUAAAGGACUCGUUAAGAAGGUCAAGUCCUGUCAUAGGCCGCCUUUGCAACAUCUACACUAGGGUUGUAAUCCAAGAUACAUCGAGACCGUGUAAUCUUGAACAAAGCGUUGCGAUACCAGGCUCUUGGCGCUUUUAGGGUUUGAGCGACCUCGCGGAAUGUAGAGUACCACGGGGCUUGCCGCUUCGAGAUCGUCGAUCCGCCAGCAGGCCUGGGCUUCCAAAGUUAACGGCAGUCCGCUUCGCAACUGAAGAUCUCGCAUUUCGUCAUUAGAGAAGCUGCGAGCACUUCUUUAGGGAAAGCAGCUCAAUGGGGUGCGUCACCAGCAAGGCAGUGGACGCCAGCGGCCACCCGGAGCCGCCCCCCACCACGCAGGGCCAUAGCAACCCCCCUUCCGCAGUGACGAGCCUCCCAACCCUAAAAGGCGCCUCGAAAGUCGCGAAAUCCUCUAGCUCGCUGGUUGAUGCGCUGGACCUAAGUGGUGCUUCUGGCCUCUCCGGGCCCCCAAAACGGCCGCUGCUGCUGGAGGGGGGGGUGGCAAAACCGGCCAUGCCGGUCUCGGGGCCCACAGUCGUAAAAGUGCCCGGCGCUAGUUAUGCCCUCCGUUAUGCCGCCCUCUCGCAGCGGGGUUACUACCCGGACUCUCCGGAUAAAGCCAACCAGGACGCGUAUACUAUCCGAGCGCCGUACGGCGGGAGUGCGGAUGACCAUUUCUUUGGGGUCUUUGACGGUCACGGUGAGAACGGCACUGCGUGUGCCGUGUUUGCCAAAGACCGCAUCCCUGACAACCUGGCCAAAAGCAAAAUGUUCCGAGGGGACGUAGUGCAAGCAUUCCACUCCAGUUUUGUGCAAACCAACGCUCAGAUGCACCGGUCCGCACUGGACGACUCCAUGAGCGGAACCACAGGUAUCACGGUGCUCGUGCGCGGGCGCACCCUCUACUGCGGCAACGUGGGCGACUCCCGCGCCGUCCUUGCGGAGCGGAAGGGCAAGAAGCUCGUUGCCGUCGACCUCUCCAGCGACCAGACCCCCUUCCGGGCCGAUGAGUGCGAGCGUGUUCGACUAUGCGGCGCUCGUGUCUUGACACUCGAUCAGCUUGAGGGGUUGAAAGAUCCCAAUGUGCAGACGUGGGGCGGAGAGGAGGACGAUGAUGGGGAUCCCCCUCGGCUGUGGGUUCCGAAUGGGAUGUAUCCUGGAACAGCGUUCACGAGAAGCAUAGGGGAUAGUGUUGCGGAGCGGAUUGGGGUGAAUGCGGUCCCGGAGGUGCGGACGUUGGAUCUGACGCCAGCGCACGCGUUCUUCGUGGUGGCGAGCGACGGCGUCUUUGAGUUCCUAUCCAGCCAGACGGUGGUCGACAUGGUGAGCAAGUUCGAGAACCCGCAAGACGCGUGCGCGGCGAUCGUGGCGGAGUCGUACCGGCUGUGGCUGCAGUAUGAGACGCGCACGGAUGACAUCACGGUCAUCAUUGUGCACAUCGAUGGGUUGGAGGAGGUCGUACCUCCCUCGUCUCAGCUUCCGGGCCAAGUGUUGGCCCCUCCUUCCGCCGCCCCCACCGUCAAAGCUGCCCGCUCCUCAGUGGUCCGGCCCCUGUCCCCAGCGCGACCCGUGCGGCGAGGCCCCUCGAAGGCGCGGCGAGCGUCGAUCGAGCGGGAGGGAGGGGUGGAGCGAGAAGUGCCCACUGGGGCGGAGGAGGUUGCAUGGGUGCCCCAUCCGCAGGCAGAGAAACCUUCGGCGCGCAUCAUGUCGGCUGUGAGGGCCAACUUCUUGUUUGCCAGCCUGAACGAGCGUCAGAUGCGCAUGGUGCUGGACUCGCUGGCAAAGGUCCCCGUGGCAGCGGGAGAGUUCGUCAUUCGGAGAGGGGACAUGGGAGACCGUAUGUACUUUGUCGAGGAGGGACAGUUCGAGGUCUUGAAACCGGAGCCCUCUGCCCCUGCUAGCGAGCUGGGACCAGUGGUGCACACAUAUACCUCCCAAGGCAACCCCUCCUUCGGUGAUCUUGCGCUGAUUUACAACAAGCCCCGCGAGGCGUCGAUUCGCGCCAUCACCGCGGGCGUGCUGUGGGCGCUCGACCGUGCGGCCUUCCGGGGAUCCCUCCACAAGAGCACCAACCGCAAGCUGCUCAAAACGCUGCGCAGCGCCGAUCUUCUGCGCUCGCUGCACCACUCGCAGCUGCAGCGCCUCGCCGACGCGGCCACCGAGGUGUGCUACGCGGCGGGACACGUCAUCUUGAAAGAGGGGGAGGAGAGUGAGGCGAUGUUCAUAAUAGAACAAGGGGAGGUUGAAAUUUCACCGUUGACUGCCAACGGCGCCUUGCACGCAAACGCGGACGUGGGAAAGGAGGAGGGCACGUCAGGCUCUGUAGCCAGAAUGUCAGGUUACAAGCGUUCCUUACCUCAAGACGUCGCAUCCAAGCAACGACUCCGAAUCUUACGAACACCCACCCCCUUGCAGUGCGCAUGUUGGGCCCCGGGGGCUGUUUCGGUGAUGGGGUCCGACAUGGGGGGGUCCGCCGGGCGGGGCGGCGCGGUGGUUGCCCGGGGGGUGGUCACCUGCCUGCUAGUGAACAAGGAGCUGCUACAGGAUGUCCACGGGGGACCGCUCGCCACAUUGCAAGACCACUUGCACAGGUUGAGUGAGGGGCCCGACGAGGGAGGGAGCACCAGCAGUCGGGGGCUGCAGGUGGUGAAUCCGUUUGCGGGGACGAGAAUGGAAGACUUGGAGUGGCAGGAGACGGUGUACAGUACUGACGUUUCGGACAUCGGGUUGGUGACACACCAGAAAGCAGGCAACGUCUUUUCGCUGAAGCGCUUCUCCAAGCCCCGCGUCGCCGCCCACCAGCGCCAGGCGCAGGUCCUUCGCGAGCGCUCGCUCGUGCUCUCCCUUGCGCCGUCCGUCUUCAUCCCGGGCCUCCUCUGCCGGACGUCCGACGCCCUGUCCGUCGGAAUGGUCCUCCAGGCGCGCCUCGCGGGGCCGCUCGUCGCGCUCCUCCCGGAUGACGUCAGCGAGGCGACCGCGCAGUUUUAUGCUGCGGGGGUGGUCCUCGCGCUCGAGCAGCUGCACCGCGACGGCGUGCUGUACCGCGGGGUGUGCCUGGACACACUGCUGCUGGACUGCCAGGGACACCUGCAGCUGGCUGACUUCCGCUUCGGGAAGCGGUUAUUGGACGGCCGCACGUUUACUCUAUGCGGGCAGCCGGACUACCUAGCGCCGGAGAUGAUCAAGGGGGUGGGCCACGACACAGCAGCAGACUGGUGGGCAUUGGGCGUGCUCAUCUUCUGCCUGCUAGCUGGCGAGGCCCCCUUCGGCAACGUCCGGGACAGCGAGUUGGCCAUCUUUGAGCGGAUCACCAAACGGGAGCUUCAUUUCCCGGACCACUUCUCGAGCGAGGCCAAAGAUCUGAUUGACAAGUUGCUGGUGGUCAACCCGGCGCAGCGUCUAGGCUGCACAGGCGUCGACGUUUUGAAAGCGCACCCCUGGUUCCGGGAAGUCGAUUGGGAGGCAAUCGCGACCGCCUCGGCGGAAGCGCCCCCGGAGGUGCAGGAACGGCUGACGGGGCUGGCCAAGACGGGGCACAAGGAGGGCGGCACCCCUUUUGCCGACGAAGAGUUGACGACGUUUGAUACGACCCUUUUUGCGGAUUGGUAAUCGUGGCGACGCAGCUUAUUUUGUAGGUGGAGUUGCAGGUAUCCAGGUUGAAGGGUCGCAAGACCCUUGGUAUGCAGGCCACGCGACCCACGUUACGCUUGUGACCGGGUCCGCUUUUUGCUGUGGUCUGUUAUUGGGCAGGAGCUCUUGGCCGCCUGAUCGUUGGGUCGGGGGUUUAGGGAAGCUUCCGCUAGCUUUAUAUAUACUAGACGCGUUAAGCUCGAUUGAUUGUUUUUAAGUACAGGUAUAUGUACAGUCAUUGAUGGUAUGCCGAACUGCA